AUGACGCAUCCGAACUAUUAUGUGAAGGUUCUAAUAGCUGUGGGAUUGUUUUUGGCUGGACAAACACUGAUGUCAUGGAGAAGUUUCUUACAAAUGAGCGAGUCCAAGAUGACAGUCGAAGCAGAAGUUCAGAUGCUAAGCAGAAAAAAAGACAAUCUUCUAGAAAGAAUUCAUGAAUUAGAAAGAGACAAACAUCGACUGGAGAUACAGGAGGAUAAACUAGACUUGCAGUAAGUUCUUCUGUUUGUUACCUAUUUUUUACAAUCUAGAGUCCGAGAUCUACAGGACAUGAACAGAGAACGAUUGCAUCUGCCUUUUAUCUUUUUUAUUACACCAACAAAGAGAACACCAACUCAAAAAGCCGAUCUCACAAGACUGCUUCACACCUUAUCUUUUAUCCCUAACUUAAUUUGGAUAAUCGUGGAGGAUUCAGCUCAAACCUCACCUUUAUUAGAUGACAUGUUGAAAGACUCUAAGGUUAAGGUUGUGCAUUUGAAUUCUGAAACACCAGAGAACAUGCGAUUGUCGGAAAAAGAUCCGAAUUGGAAAAAACCUCGAGGCGUUGUUCAGAGAAAUACAGCAUUGGACUGGAUUAGGUAUGUCAAUGAUGACGUCUUUAACUCUGUGAUUUAGGACAAAUUAUAUGAGCUUACGCAAGGGAGUCGUAUACUUUGGGGACGAUGACAAUGUCUACAGCUGGGAAUUGUUCGAAGAAAUAAGGAAGGUUAGCUUGGUUGGGGUUUGGCCUGUAGGUUUAGUUGGAAGUCAAUUGGUGGAGACGGCGAUAAUAGAGAAUGGACGGAUCAAAGGUUUUAACUCAAUUUGGAGGAACGACAGACCCUUUCCUAUCGAUAUGGCCGGGUUUGCUGUUAACAUUACUUUACUUUUGGACUUUCCCAAAGCUGAGUUUUCCUUCGAUGUUCCUCGAGGGUUCCAGGUAUGUUUUACACAUUAUGUUUGCAAUUGUUGUUUACGUUAAUCUUGAUAUAAAGUCAAAGCAGUAUUUAAUGCUAUAACUUCAGGAGUCCCAUUUCUUGUCAGGUUUGAAUUUGACAAGAGCAUCUUUGGAGCCUUUAGCAGAAUAUUGUACAAAAGUCUUAGUAUGGCAUACACGAACUGAAAAGACGAAGCUGUCUAACAACGAUUGGAAGAGAUUCGCUAGUCAUAAUUUGACAGAUUUGGAAAAGUCUGCCGUAUUUUAA
Molecule: messenger RNA, 1202 nt
Organism: Bursaphelenchus okinawaensis
Lineage: Eukaryota; Metazoa; Nematoda; Chromadorea; Rhabditida; Aphelenchoididae
Source: the annotation of a GenBank genome assembly